AUGGCAAGCCGCGAUAGCCUCGACGACGGCGCCGACGGCAGCGACGACGAGGAGGUCAAGCCGCCCAACCUCCACCUCAAGACGCAGCCGCUGUCCCUCGCGUGCCACCCGCGCCGCGCGAACAUCUUCGCCGUGGGCCUCUGCGACGGGUCCGUGGAGCUGCGCGACUGCUGGGGCGCACCGGGCCGGCCGGCGCUGGCGCGGCUGGUCCACGACGAGGGCGCGGCGCGCUGCGUGGCCUGGAGCGGCGACGCGCUCGUCUGCGGCUUCGAGAGCGGCGCGGUGGUCGCGUGGGACUGCAGCGACGACGCGUCGACGCGCGGGACGCGCGCGUGGCGCGGGUCGCGCGGCGACGCCGUCAGCGCGCUGCUGCCCGAGGCGCUGGCCGGCGGCGGGCCCGUCGUCGCCGUCGGCGACGACGCGGGCACCGUCGCGCUCUACGACGCGCGGCUCCGCGCGGGCGACGGCCGCCGCGGCGUGCUCGAGGCGGCUCCGCACGAGGACUACGUCGCGGACCUCGCCUGCGCCGCGGACCACCUCUUCUCCGCGGGCGCCGACGGCCGCCUCGGCGUCUGCGACCCGCGGCGGAACCUGCGGCAGCUCCGCGUCUCCGACCCGCAGGACGACGAGCUGCUCUCGGUCGAGGUCAUGAAGCGCGGGUCCAAAGUCGUCUGCGGCACGACGACGGGGCCCCUCGUCGUCUACAGCUGGGGCCGCUGGGGCGACUCGUCGGACCGCAUCGUCGGCCACCCGGAGUCCGUCGACGUCCUGCUCAGGGUCGACGACGACGUCCUGCUCUCGGGCUCGUCCGACGGCGUCCUCCGCGUCGCGCGCGUCAUGCCGGGCCUCGAGCUCCUCGGCGUCCUCGGCGACCACGGCGGCUUCCCCAUCGAGCGCCUCGACUUCUCCGCGGACCGCGCGCUCGUGCUCUCGCUCAGCCACGACGACGUCGUCCGCUUCUUCGACGCGCGGUGCCUCGACGACCUCGACGGCGACGACGCGGGCGGCGGCGGCGACGACGGCGGCGACGGCGACGGCGACGGCGACAGCGACAGCGACGACAGCAGCGCGGGGCCCGCGCCGUCGCGCCGCGCGGGCUCCACCACCGUCGGCGGGCGGUCCAAGCUCUCCCUGAAGACGAAGGCCGAGUCGUUCUUCGACGGCCUGCUUCCUUCCCGGGAUCUGGGGCAGCCGCGCGCCGCCAUGGCGGACCGGGACGCGGGGAGCACGUGCACGGAGCUCAAUAGGCGAGCGGUCACGGCGCAGGAGGAGGCGCGCCGGGCCAUCGCCGAGGCGUCGACGCUCCGCCGCGCCGUCGAGGCCCAGAGCGAGUGCUCGCGGCGCCGGUCGAGCCUCCCGCGGUCCGGCGGGCUCCGCGGCGGGGCGGGCCCGGCCACGCCGCCGCCGUCGCCGCCGCGGCCGCUGCCGGGCGGCCUCGAGGCGCGCCUGAAGAGCCUGCGGAUGCCCGCCGGGUGGGAGGCCGAGGUCCGCGCGCUCGUCGCCGACGCGGUCCACGAGAGCCCGAGCCGCGCCGCGGACGACCCCGUGCGCGCCGUGUCCCUCGACGGCCGCGCCGCGGACGACCCCGUGCGCGCCGUGUCCCUCGACGCGAGCCCGGACGCCGCGCGGGGCUUCGUCGCGCCCGCCGAGGGCGCGCCGCCGCCGGUGCCCGUCGUUCUCGCGUCCGAGUUCGACUACGAGGCCUACGACCCCGGCUGGCCCCGGGCCACCGGCGACGGCAUCGAGGCGCGCGUCCGCCGCUGCGAGGACGCGCUGCGCCAGGUCGAGCUCAGCCAGGACCCCGAGGUCGAGGCGCCCGACCGCCGCGACGGCGCCGCGCGGACGUCGGGCUGGUGGCUCCUCGACGUCCUCGGCCUCGCGUCCUGCGGCGCACCGUCCUGCGGCGUCGACCGCGAGGCGCGGCUCUGCGGCGGGACACCCCUCACGGGCUUCGAGCGGGCCGUGUCGCUCGUCGCCGCCAAGCGGACGCAGCCCCUCGAGGCCGUCGCGAAGCUCAUCUUCGACGCCGGCGGGCCCAAGGCGCGCGGCACGGAGCCGGAGAGCCUGGGCCGCCUCACGGACGCGGCGCUCUACACGGGGUCCCACAAGCACCGCUUCGACGCCGACGGCAACGGCCGCGGCCUCGACGGGCGAGACAGCAUCCCCAAGGGCAAAGGCCACAUCCCUGCCAACGCCGGGCUCCAGCUCCGCCGCUACGCGAACGCGGGGCCCAUGCCCGACUUCGUCCAUUGA
Aureococcus anophagefferens is the source of this 2253-nucleotide messenger RNA. RefSeq lists its product as hypothetical. The transcript is spliced from 3 exons. Gene Ontology annotation, biological process: microtubule polymerization. Gene Ontology annotation, molecular function: tubulin binding. The record is from RefSeq and is a predicted model, not a curated record. NCBI's taxonomy places the organism in Eukaryota, Pelagophyceae, Pelagomonadales, Pelagomonadaceae. Bases 1 to 2253 code for a protein of 750 amino acids.